This is a messenger RNA of Linum trigynum, 1517 nucleotides long. NCBI's taxonomy places the organism in Eukaryota, Viridiplantae, Streptophyta, Magnoliopsida, Malpighiales, Linaceae. The record is from the annotation of a GenBank genome assembly.
UAUCGUUCUUCAAAAGAAUAAUUAACUCAUUGAGCUACGACAGUAGGAUUUGAUUUAAUUGUUUAGUACGUAAUAAUUCCCGACAGGGAUAGCUAGCACAGUAGUGAUAUCCUGGCUGUAGAGAUAUGGAUUAAAUUGAUUGGGAUAUGUGAAUUAAUUUGGAUAUGAUAGGUAGUGAAUUCCGGUGUUUCUCCCAGAUCUUUCUCUCAUUGAAUUUCCCUCGACAAGUUUACUUUGCUUAAUUAGUUUAUUUUGCUUUUAGAUAAUUAGUCUCGUUAAACCAUUUUCACCUAUAGUUUGCUCCACAUAAAUUGAUAAAACUUAAGGUUGUACCAGUCCCUGAGAGACGAUACCCGGACUUUCCGGUUUACUACGAGAUAGGAAUUGAAGCUAUACGCUUUUGCCCUAUCAAGUUUUUUGCGCCGUUGCCGGGGACUGCCAUACCUUAUUUUUGUUGAUUUUUGUGAGUGAACUAUUUUGAUCUGGGUGUUAGUGUGCAGGUGAAUUUUUCAGGUGUAUCCUCCUCGUGCAUGCCAAGGAGGACGACCGGCAAUUUACUGGCACUUGAUCCAGAGAUAGAGAGGACCUGCCGACAGAACAGGAAGCAGGUCAAGUUAGGGAAGCAGCCAACCACAACCACAACUCCUAGGCCUUCCCUAACCAAGAAUCGUCAACAGAGAGGGCAGGCUUCAUCACCUGUCGUCCCUACACCACUGACACCACCACCUCGUGACAUUGAGCCAGACAUCAUGGCAGACGAGGAUCGAUCAAUCAGGGCUCGUUUGAAUCGAAGGACUAGAGCCUGAGCUUCUUGUGUUGUCAUUUCGGGUGGGGAUGCAACCAUGGAAAUUACCCCAGCAUUUAUAAACAUGAUCACCAAUGGAUAUACUUUCUCCGAGGCUAACAGUGAGGAUCCUCACGAGCAUCUCUGCCGGUUCGCGAGCAUAUGCGAUACCAUGAAAAGCCCCAUAAUAUCUGAUGAUGCAAUCCGUCUUCGGAUGUUCUCAUUCUCCCUGAAAGGGAAUGCAUCACACUAGUUUCCGAACUUAACACCACGUUCCAUCACGACAUGGGCUCAGCUUGAGAAGGUCUUUCUGGAUAAAUACUUCCCACCUUCCUUGGCAAUGAAGAGGCAAGAAGAGAUUGUUAUUUUUAAGCAGGCUGAUGAUGAGAGUCUGACUAAGGCAUGGGAGCGCUAUAAGGGGCUAUUGAUGAGAUGCCCAAGCCAUGGUCUUGAAGAUUGGAACGUGAUCAUUAUUUUCUUCAAUGGAAUCAGAAGGGAGUUCCGGGAUGCCCUGAACAAUGCUUCUCGAAAUGGUUUCACAAGCAUGGAUGCACCAGGAACAUAUGAUCUAGUAGAGAAGAUCUGCUCAGAAGCCACUGAAUGGGGUAGUGAGACCAAUAUUCAAAGAAGAGGAGGCAUGCAUGAGAUAAACAGAGUUGCGAGUCUAGAAGCCAAGAUAAAUGCCAAACUGGAUUCUAAGUUCGAUGCACUCGAAUGAAGGCUGGCCAAGAUU